Molecule: messenger RNA, 1275 nt
Organism: Oreochromis niloticus (Nile tilapia)
Lineage: Eukaryota; Metazoa; Chordata; Actinopteri; Cichliformes; Cichlidae
Product: tetraspanin-33
Exons: 10
Coding region: 413-1255 (280 amino acids)
Cellular component (GO): plasma membrane
Source: RefSeq, a predicted model, not a curated record
GCCAGGACUCCCUUGACCCGAUCCGCUUAAAACGACUUGAAACUGGACGUUGAAAUCGUAGUUACAACACCAGAGAAACACCCAUAAAUAUGGCUUCCCGUUUGUGUGGACUCUCUGGGACCUCCUAUUUCAGACUGGAGUUUCUUUCCUGGUCAUACAGAGCUGUGAUUCUACAGAAGUUCACUGAAUUCACAAAAGUUAAAGAUUAUUUGGAGACAUCAACUCAUAAAUAGAAGGGGCCGUCUCAAAAACAGGUGAGACACAGUAGAUGUGAUGUGGUUAGAAAGUGACAGAUGCCUCCUCCCUCAGCAGCAGGAAUGCAUCAGCAGGCCGACACAUGUCCUGCUUUAGUCUCGUCAGUGGAUCACAAACCUCCGAGAGUCUGACAGAACAACAGCACUGCUGAGAGGACAUGAGAGGAUACCGAGGCGUUAAGUACACCUUGUUCAUCUUCUGCUACUUCUUUUGGGUUGUGAGUGCCAUACUUAUAGCAGUGGGGAUCUAUGCUAAGAUCGCCAGAGAGAAAGAUGUGGUUGACACCCUGACGGUUGAUCCCGCUCUUCUGUUGAUCGUCGUCGGCUCUGUGAUGUUCCUCAUCACGUUCCUCGGAUGUUUCGGGGCGCUGCGUAACACCAUCUGCCUGCUGAAGAUGUUUUUGGGACUCCUGGUGGCCAUUUUACUCUUGCAGAUCGCAGCGGCAUUCGUGGGAUACUUUUUCACUGAUACGGUGAUGGAGAGAACCGAGAGGCUGAUGAUGAAGGCAAUUGAACGAUACAGGGAGGACCAAGACCUGGAGAACGCCAUUGACUUCAUCCAGAAGAAGUUCCAGUGCUGUGGAGUUGAAAGCUAUAAAAACUGGUCCCGUAACGCCUACUUUAAGUGUUCGGACACCAACCCGAGUCUGGAGGCCUGUGGAGUUCCCUUCUCCUGCUGCAUUCGCUUGCAGAACCAGACUGUACUGAACACCAUGUGUGGUUAUGGGAUGCAGCAGCUGGAGGAGAAACUGGCCCGUCAGGACAUAUUCACCAUCGGCUGCCUGGAUAAAAUUGUCUGGUGGGCCAAACACAAUCUGCUUCUGGUGGCUGGUCUGACCGCCGGCCUGCUGCUGCUCGAGGUCUGCAUGAUAGCUUUGGCUGCUGGUCAGAUCUGCUGGAUAAAAAAAGUCCUACAGCAUCAGGAAAGAAAAGCAGCGCAAAGCAAAUCGGAGAGGAAGGAGAGCCUCUGGUUUCCUCCUUUUGCAGACUUUGAUGAUUAAUAAAACCAUUUGUUGAGAAA